UGUAUCAUCGACCCGGAGUUACAAUCCAUUGAUGCCAGCAUUCAUGGCCGCACAAGCCGAGUCAUCAACUCGCUUGUUACGGGUGCUGAGGUUCAAGCUUUGUCUUUUGACUCACUCAGAGAAGUUACUGAAUGCCUACUUGACAUGAAUCAAGAUAUAGUCAAAGUCAUUUUAGAAUGCAAGAAAGAUAUUUGGAAAAAUGAUGAACUGUUCUCCUUAGUGGAGGAUUAUUUUGAGAGCAGUAUCCAGACAUUGGACUUCUGUACUGCCCUAGGGAAUUGCCUUAAGCGAGCUCGAAACAGCCAGGUAAUCAUUCAGCUUGCAGUUAAGCAGUUUGAAGAAGAGGUGGGAUUGCAAGAUGGGGUUCUGGAGACGAGGUUCACGAAAACUUUGGAAGACCUAAACAAAUUUAAGGAGGCUGGUAACCCAUUUACUGACGAGUUUUUUAAAUUGUUUCAGUCGGUAUAUGUGCAGCAGGUAAAGAUGCUGGGAAAAUUGCAAGCUCAGAAAAGAAAGCUUGAUAAGAAAUUAAAGUCUUUAGGGACAUGGAGGAAGGUGACGAAUGUCUUGUUCGUCGCAGCUUUUGUUUCGGUAUUGAUUUUCUCAGUGGUGGCAGCUGCUGUUGCUGCACCUCCUGUGGUGACUGCGUUAGCUGGAGCCUUGACAGUUCCAAUUGGCACUAUGGGGAAAUGGUGCAACUAUCUUUGGAGACGAUAUGAGAAAGAGGUUCAGAGGCAGAAGGAGCUGUUAAACUCAUUGUACCUUGGCACUUACAUCACAGUCAAGGAUAUGGAUAAUAUUCGGUUGCUUGUCAACAAGUUGGAAAUUGAGAUUGAGUCCAUGUUGCAAAAGGCCGAGUUUGCAAAUAGAGAAGACGCAGUGAGGCUUGCAAUAGACGAGAUCAAGAAGAAGUUGGACGUCUUUAUGGAAACCAUUGAAGACUUAGGUAGACAUGCUGAUAAAUGCAGCCGUGGUAUAAGGAGGGCGAGGACAGUGAUUUUGCAGAGAAUAAUCAGGCAUCGUACCCAGUCGACGGCCGAUGAAGAUUCUGUGGUAAUGCUAUAGCUGAGAUUUACAUAAGCUACUACUGAUUGUGCAUUGAAUUAAGGAAAUACUCACUGUACUACGUUUAUUUGACCAAUUAUAGAGAAAACUUGUAUUAUUGAUCACCUUUACUCCCUACUUUUUUUU
Messenger RNA from Carica papaya (papaya), 1191 nucleotides. Lineage: Eukaryota; Viridiplantae; Streptophyta; Magnoliopsida; Brassicales; Caricaceae. The record is from RefSeq and is a predicted model, not a curated record.